Molecule: messenger RNA, 1035 nt
Organism: Penicillium angulare
Lineage: Eukaryota; Fungi; Ascomycota; Eurotiomycetes; Eurotiales; Aspergillaceae
Product: NADPH:quinone oxidoreductase family protein
Exons: 2
Coding region: 1-1035 (344 amino acids)
Cellular component (GO): mitochondrion
Molecular function (GO): zinc ion binding; oxidoreductase activity
Source: RefSeq, a predicted model, not a curated record
AUGCGUGCCGUCCAAGUCAGCGAAUAUGUCAAAGGUCCUCUCGAGUUGAAAGUGACCGAAGUCCCAACUCCCACACCUGCAGCAGACAAAUACCUCAUUGAAAUUCAUUCUGCCGGUACCAAUUUCUUCGAUAUCCUCCAAAUUCAAGGCAAAUACCAACACCAGCCACCUCUGCCCUGGGUCGGAGGUGCAGAGUUCGCCGGUAUUAUCGCCGCUGUCCCAAGCUCGUCUUCUUCACCCCGCUUCAAGGUCGGAGAUCGGGUAUUCGGUGCCACACAAGGUGCCUACGCGACCCAUGUCCUUGCUCCCGAGAGCACACUGCUCCCCGUGCCGCAGGGCUGGAGCUUCGAAGACGCAGCAGGAUUAUUCGUCACCGCUCCAACAUCAUAUGGGGGUCUUGUGCAUCGGGCUGGUGUGAAGAGUGGCGACUGGGUACUUGUGCAUGCGGCAGCUGGUGGUGUCGGGCUAGCAGCGGUGCAGAUCGCGAAGGCAAAGGGAGCGACCGUUAUUGCGACUGCGGGUACAAAGCGGAAGCGUGAGAUCGCGAGCGAGUUCGGAGCGGACUACGUGAUCGAUUAUACGGAUAAGGCGUGGCCGGAGGAGGUGAAGAAGCUGUGUGCUUCUAAGAGGACAGGGAACGGGAAGGCAGGUGUGGAUAUCGUUUACGAUCCUGUUGGCAUGAUUGAGACGAGCCUGAAGUGUGUUGCGUGGAAUGCGCGCUUGUUGGUCAUCGGGUUUGCGGCUGGUCAGAUUGAGAAGGUUGCGUUGAAUCGGGUCCUGUUGAAGAACGUGAGCCUGGUUGGAUUGCAUUGGGGACAAUAUGCACGCUUCGAGACCGAGACCGUUGGCGAGGUGUGGCAGGGUAUCUUUGAUCUUGUCGCUAAGGGUCAAUUUCGCGGUACUGCUUUCAAGGAUGAGAGCUUUACAGGGCUGGAGAGUGUGCCGAAGGCUCUUCAAGCAUUGGGCGGACGGGAGACAUGGGGAAAGGUCGUUGUUAAUGUCGUUGGGGAGGAGAAAGCUAAGAGCCGGCUGUAA